CAAUCUUCUCUCCUCGAAAAAUGUUCUCGAAUUCCAUGUGUCAUCUUUAUAUACUUUCUUCAUUCCAACGUUUCUCCCUCACAUCACAUGUGCCACUUCCUCAAACCAAUAAUCAUCAUUCUACAAUACCUUCAAAACAACAAAGAAAAACACUUCCAUUCUAUUCAUAUCUUAUUUUACAACAAAAAAACAAGAACAUCUUCAAACACAAACAAAGGUUUUUCAUCAACCGAAACAAAACAACAAACACAAAACAUUGAUCCUAUUCUAUAGCUAUAUCUUCUCUUACGUUCUUUUUUCUUAUCAUCUUCAUUAAUAUUAAUAUUUUUCAUCUGAAAAUAAUUAAUAUCCAGUUUUAGGUUUAUUAUAUUUGCUGAAAAUAAUUAAUAUCCAGUUUUAGGUUUACUAUAUUUGGCAAAAACAUCAAAACUAUUUUUACCAUAAUAACAACCUAAGACGAACAUAAAAACAUCUGUUGUUUUUUUCUUCCUUUUCAUAAAUUUUUAUGAUUUUUUUGGAAGAAGAAAAAAUAUAUUUUGAAGAAGGGAUUGUUGAGAGAAUUCAAAAGGGUGAUUGAAUCAACAAGAAAAAAUGGCUACCGAGGCGUUUAUGUUAAAAGAAAGCGCCUAUUUUUCAUUAAGAGCAUUGAAGAGUCUUUUUGUGUUAAUAUCAGCUAUUGUUAUGGUACUUUUGUUACCAUUUAGAGGGAGAAGAAGGGUAUCUCCUGUUGAAAAAGAAGAGAAGAUACAAAAUCAUGAGUGUUGUCAUCAUCAUCGGAAAGGCACGGUGGUGCGCGUUCCGGCAAAGAUUGUGCCAUGGAAGAGUGGUGGUGGUGUUGGUGUGGUUUCCAUGAAGGUGUUGGAUCCUAUGAUGAGGAGGGAAUUGGCUAUAAGGAGAGUUUUGGAGGAUGGUGAUGAGAAAUGUUUGAGGGAGUAUUGGCUUUUUGGAACCAAAAGGGGUGAUAUAAUUUUCACACAAUGUUGGACUCCUCUUUCUGUUAAGAUUAGGGGACUUGUUAUUCUUAUGCAUGGUCUUAAUGAACACAGCGGACGAUAUAAUAAUUUUGCAAAGCAGCUGAAUGCUAAUGGCUACAAGGUUUAUGGGAUGGAUUGGAUUGGUCAUGGUGGCAGUGAUGGUCUGCAUGGAUAUGUCCAUUCUCUUGAUCAUGCAGUUUCUGAUUUGAAAGUAUUUAUUGAGAAGGUUAUAACUGAAAAUCCUGGUCUUCCAUGUUUCUGCUAUGGACACUCAACAGGUGCAGCAAUUACUCUUAAGGCAUUUCUUGACCCAAAGAUUGAAGCUUGCAUAGCUGGUGCUACAUUCACAUCACCUGCAGUUGGAGUUGAGACUUCUCAUCCAUUUUUGUUGGUACUUGCUCCAAUAGCAUCACUAUUGCUGCCAACGCUAAAAUGUAAUUCUGCAUACAAGAAAGGGUUGCCAGUUUGUCGAGAUCCGGAGGCUCUUAUUGCGAAAUAUUCAGACCCGUUGGUAUGCACCGGAUCACUUAGAGUACGAACUGGCUAUGAGAUUCUUCGAAUUACAAGCUACUUGCAGCAAAAUCUAAGAAAAAUGAAAGUUCCAUUUCUUGUUCUACACGGCACUGGUGAUUGUGUGACUGAUCCAACUGCCUCACUAAAAUUGUAUGAAGAAGCUUCAUCAAGUGACAAAAGUAUCAAAUUGUAUGAAGGAUUUUCACAUGAUCUACUAUUUGAACCUGAAAGAGAGGAUAUCACUGAAGAUAUAAUUCAAUGGUUGAAUAUUAGAGUGUGAAAUUAGUUAAAGCAAUGAGGGGGAAAUAUGAUGGAAUUUUAUACCAAAGAAAAUGAUGAAGAGCCAGCAUUUAGUGGUCAAUUUUAUGGGCUGUAAUUGAGAAAAAGCACUUGAGGCAAUAUAUAGCUGAGGCAUACUUUUAUUUUGCUUCAGGCAAUAUAAUAUAAACUGUUAAGUUUAUUUAUGAACUAGCUAGCCAAUAUUUCUUGAUA
Molecule: messenger RNA, 1979 nt
Organism: Medicago truncatula (barrel medic)
Lineage: Eukaryota; Viridiplantae; Streptophyta; Magnoliopsida; Fabales; Fabaceae
Product: monoacylglycerol lipase
Exons: 7
Coding region: 592-1767 (391 amino acids)
Source: RefSeq, a predicted model, not a curated record